Didymodactylos carnosus is the source of this 5521-nucleotide messenger RNA. The record is from the annotation of a GenBank genome assembly. Lineage: Eukaryota; Metazoa; Rotifera; Eurotatoria; Philodinida; Philodinidae.
AUGCGGUAUUGCAUCGCUGUUAAAUAUCGUAAAACGGAAAAAGAUCCGAUGAAAGAAACUGGAACAAAAGAUAUUGAUAUUCGUUUAUUGUUAAAACCAAAGAAUACUGUACAUAGCCAGCAUAUUGACAACAAUUAUUUUCAGUCGGAGGAAGUUGAUCUUUUCAGACUGUGGUCGAACUAUUUAUGUCCGAAUGAAAAUAGCGAAUUUCGAGCUUCUGACCACGAAGAACUCGAUAGUUGUUUUAAUACAAUAAUUGACCGACCAUUAGAUGAACUACUGUUAUUGAAAAAUGUUCUAGAAUCUAAAUCACUCAAACCAUAUAUUUUGGAUAGUUUAAAGCGAUAUCAUGCGCUUUAUGAUAUCCUGGACGUUUUUUCAGCCUGUUCACUUGUCGAUGAUUUUAAUAAACUCAAAACUUUGCAAAAAAAAAUCAUUGAACAAUUUCUUACAAUUGCCGAAACUGUGACAUCCCGAAUAUUGUUGGUUUCAACAAUUGAAUCAAUGUCUGAAGAAAGUCAACGUUAUUUAGGUAAUUUUAUUCAACGCAAUGAUUUGCCAUUACCUUUGUCGUAUUAUACCUUUGACUCAACAAAGCAAACUAUACAAUACAAAAUUAAUUUCAAUUUAUUAUUAGAAACGAUGUGUUUAACACAUAAUCGAUUCGUUUUACAAUUGGGCAGUUCAUCAGCUACUGGAUGUGGUAAAACAAGUUUACUACAAUAUCUCUUUAAUAUACGUGUUAAAUCACUAAAUACAAACGGGAAUUUAAGUUUUCGAACCGGUUGUAUUGACACAUUAUUUGCUAAAAUGAAUUAUAAUGAAAAUUCUCCUGUUCAGUCUGAACGUUCAAGCAACAUCAGCACAAGAAUGUCAAGUGAAAAUUCCUACUUUAUCUUUGAUGUGCAUGGAACCAUGAAUUGUGCAGUCAAUGAAGAGAUAAUAACCGUAAUUCAACAAUAUUCUUCAUUCCAGAUCCUUUAUGUAACGGAAGAUGAUUUGAAUGAUCACCAAUUUUUGCCACUUGUGAUGAACUAUUCAAAAACUACUCAAGCAAAGCCAACAAUUAUUGUCAUAUUUGACAAAAAAUUUGAUGAUAAAAGUACUUCAUCAGAUACAAUUAUCAAAAGAUUCAAACAACUUUAUGCAGCAGAAAAGUGGAAACAUGUAUUUUGGUUAACUGUACCUAUUUUUCACGCUGCUAUUGCAUCCGUUGCAAUAAAUAAAGAAAAUAUUCUUUCGAGAUGGUCAAAACGAAUACGUAAAUCCCUAUCUGACAUAAUGUUGACAUUACAACCUAUAAUACAUCAACAACCAGUAUGUCGUUCAAUAUUUGCUGUUCAAAAUUAUUUUCUACGUAUUAAACUAAAAUUAUUUGAAUAUCCGUCAGUUGUAACAUUUCCAAUCGAAACAAAAUCAAAAACAUUGUUUGAUCACCUUGAUGAUAACACACAAAAUUUAUUAUUAACAACACCGGUCAGUUAUUUGCAAUCAACGAUUAAAACUUGUCAACGAAAGCUAGACGAAAAAUUUGAUGAAUCAAUUAAACGGAAAAAAGAUUGGUGUGAUCAAAAGCUACGUGAUAUUCACUCUAUAUCCGAAUACAGCCAAUUUUUCAUUGACUUGUUAACACAUUACACAUACAUUGAAUUACUAAUGACAGAAAGAUAUUUGGAGCAAUGGCGUUCAAAAUAUGUAACAGGUCUAAAUGAUGAAAUUACGGAAACGAAAAAUCAUGCAACGCAGUAUCAGGAUGAAAUAAAAAACAUAGAAAAAAAAAAUUCGGUAUAUCAAAAUCCAGCUGUCAAUCAAGCUGAAGCAGAAAAUUGUACGAAUCAGUUACGGUUACUACAAAAAGGUUUUAAAGAUUGCACCAGGAAACUUCAGCAGCUUGAAGAAAAACUAACAAAUGUUGACUUAACGAUUGGUCUUUAUUGUGAUGAAAUAUUAGCUCUUUAUGACUAUCCACCAGCAUUACUAAGUCAAUCAACAAAUUUAAUUCAUAAUUUAACAAAAGCAAUGGUGCACCUAAUGUAUAAAGGUUACGCAUUUCACAUUCUUCGAGGACGACCAUUACAUUGCAAGAAUGAAUUGCUAAAUUUGUGCAUGAAGUAUCUGCAGCGACAAAACAGAUCACCAUAUGUGAUAACGGUUAUUGGAGAACAAUCAUCGGCGAAAUCGUCGUUGUUGAAUUCAACGUUUGGUUGCAAUUUUCGUGUUAGCGCCGGACGAUGUACUAUCGGUAUAUACCUAAGUGUCGUACAAUGGAAAUCGGAAACAAUUAUCAUACUUGAUACCGAAGGUCUGUUAUCAUUAGAAGAAGCUGAUUCAAUAUUUGAUAAUCAAAUGGUGUCAAUGGCUAUGUUAUCAUCACAUAUGGUUUUGAUUAAUCAAAGAGGAGAUGUACUUGCUAAUUUGCAAGCACUGAUCGGCAUCAGUUUUUAUGCAAAAUUACAAAUCGGUUCGGCGGAUAUUAAGCCCAAACUAAUGUUUGUUUUACGGGACCAAAAGGACUUUGAAAAUAAACAAAUAUUUUAUUCACAAUUGGCGAAGUUGAAAGAAAAUUUAUAUCGCAGUGCAAAAUUUUUAAAAAGUUCAAUUGAUGAAGAACUUGAUAUAAAAGCAAAUCAUGUCCUUUUAAUGCCAGAUGCUUUCGCUAAUGAUGUGACUUACGGUAUCACGCUAUCAUGGAGAAAUCAACUAUUUCCAGAGAAAAUAUUUAGCUUAAGAAAUAUUAUUGCCGAAAGUUUAUUUACUACAAAAACAUCGAAGCCACCUUAUGCCAACAUGGAGCACUUUUACUCCAGUAUAUCGAGCAAUUGGGACGCUAUUGAUAAUUUAGGACAAAAUUUACUAGAUUGUAAAUCAUUACACGAUAUUUCAAUCAAAAAAGAAUUACAAGAUAUUGCAUCGGAAAUCAUUGAUAAAAAAAAUGAUGAAUUAAUUAACGAUAGCGAAGAACAAAUUACUGAAAUUUUGGCUAAUGUAACUAACGAUUCAGCUGUAACAACUUUAUUUGAAACAUAUAAUAAACACUUCACAAAUGAACUAAAUGAUAAUUGUAAUCACAAGGUACAAGAAGCAAUUGUCGACUUUAAAAAUAGAACAGAACUAUCGUGUUAUUCACCUGAUAUCAAAGAGAAAAUAGAAAAAAUAAUUGAACCCACAAUAAUGUUUACAAGAGAUUUUGUGCAGCGCGGAUUCGAAGAUAAGUUACAUGAAGUAGCAAAGAAACAACUAAUUCCAGUAGCACAAGAUAAACUUAUUCGGGAAGCUCAAAAAGCAUUUGAUGAAAAUCAUGAAAAUAUUUCUCAAUUACUGAAUAAAUUAGAGAUCGCUUAUAAAAAUAUUAAAACUGACUGUCAAAAUCAUUUGAAAUCGUUCGAAGAGCCACCUGAGAAUAUAACAAAGAAAAUAAUUAAGUAUUAUACCACAAUAGUUAAAAGUGAAAGUAAUAGGCACAGUCAUUUGAAAAGCAGUAUAUAUACACGUUUAUCGCCUCUGUCGGUUGACAAGUAUAAUACUGGAUGUUCGAAGUUCAACUCACAUUGGACAGAAAUUAAUAAUUCUUUUGUCAGGCCAUCAACAUCUGACAUUAGAAAUCGUCGUACAGCUACGCAAAAAGUAACUGGGUUUUUUACAAAAUCAAACAAUCAAGAUGAAUUGUGGUUACAGUUAAUAAAUACAGUCAGUUGGUUUAAAAAGUUUAAAGAUAAAGAUAAAGAUCAAAAGAAUUUAAGACGGAUCUUAUCGUCUAUAUGGAAUGAAAUCUUACCUGAACUCCAACAUAAAGUAUGUUUGUUAAUCAAAGACGAUAAUUACUCCUCAUUCGACCAACAAAACGUCAGAGCAUUGUUGAAUUACAUAGAAAAUGCUAACGAUUCAAAGGUACUAAGAGAUCAUGCAGAAUAUAUAAAUUUCCAUUCAUUAUUAGACGAUUUUGCUAUAAUUUCAUUGAAAUUAUUAAUCGAGGAAGCAAUUAAAGCUGAAAAACGAAAAAACGCAGAGCAGUUAAAGCAGACUCUUACUGAAAUAGAAUCGUGGAAGAAAAAUCUUACACACCAGUAUGAAUGUAUUAAAAGUUCAAAUGACCAAGGUAAACAUUUGGCAGGAAUUGUCGGAUGUGCACAUUUUUCUCUCAAAUAAAAAUCCAGAUUCGAUGCCAUAAACGCCACAAGUGAAAGAGAAAUGUUUUUCGGACUUUGAAAUUUUUCGUAUAUUCAGUUGUCCAGCGCCACUUUUUUUUCACGAGAAUUUUAAUGUAAAAGAAAAUGUGAUUGUGUUAAGAAGAGAAUUUUAAUACAAAAGAGAGAGAACGAAAGAAUAUGAAAAAUUGUAGAAAAAGAAUUGUUACUUUAACAUCGACAGUAUAUUGAAGAAGAGAUAUUAAUUCAUUGAUAAUUGAAACUAUUUGGACUAAUAACAAUAAGAAAACAGAAGAAACAACAAUUCCUAUCUCAUAAAUGUAUACCUUCUGCUUUUAGGUACCUGCAUCAGAAGAAAGAAAAAGUUUCUCUAUACUCAGACAUUUUUAAUACUAGCUACAGACAAGGCAUGAGUCGCGUCGCAAAAUAGCGAUAUGGUCGUGAUCGCGCUAAGAAAAAACUAUACUGAAUCCUUAAGAAUGAAAUCCAUGCAGAAUUUAGAGUCCUGCCGCGAGAUCGCGAGUGUAUAACCAUCGCGCAGUGACCAGGGAUGCCAAUUAAAAAAAACAUUAAGGGGAACAAAUUUUGGCAAAAGUGGGACGUAAGGGGACUGUUUCUUCUACAAAGGGGAACAAUAUAAAACACAUUAUUUGUGGUGCGAUGUCACUGAAAAAAUUAAAGGCACGUGAGUAUAUUCUUUUAUUCUGAUUUUCUAAUAUUACUAUGUCACCUUCACCCUCACCGUGGAAUAUAUCCCAGAGAAAGGUAGUGUUGAAGCCGACUGGGCAUAGAGAUACUUAAUUGACAGCUCCGACUGGCGUUUAGCCACGCACAUUUUUAAUCAAAUUCAACAGCAAUUUGGACCAUAUCGAUCUUUUUGCCGAUCGCCUGAAUACUCAGCUUCCAAGAUAUGUCAGCUGGAAACCAGAUCCUGAUGCAAUGGCUACGGAUGCAUUUAGCAUAGAGUCGAAAACAUUCUCUCCAUAUCCGUUUCCUCCGUUUUCCUUGGUUCUACGAACACUUAAAAAAUUAGCUGAAGAAAAAACAACCGGUAUUAUUAUCACAGCUGCAUGGCCUAGUCAACUGCUUAACCCAAUUCUUUUAUCUUUGUUAAUAGAUUACCCACAUUUUCUAACAUCAUUUCAGCCUCUUGAGGAAAACCACAUCCUUUAAUUAUCAACGGGACCUUGUCAUUAACCGCGUGAAAAAUGUAUAGAAUUUAUAUAUAUAUAGGUCCCUAAUGAGAAUUUUGUGAAAUUUGCAUCUCGUUUAAUAAAACACGUACAAGUCUGGAAGACGUCUCAUUUUGAUCAGAAUUGUACGGGCUACAACCUGGAGAGGACGAAACAGUGUUUCAAGGAGGUCUUCGCGGCGGU